This is a messenger RNA of Trichoderma citrinoviride, 3525 nucleotides long. RefSeq lists its product as hypothetical. Gene Ontology annotation, molecular function: protein binding. The record is from RefSeq and is a predicted model, not a curated record. Bases 1 to 3525 code for a protein of 1174 amino acids. Lineage: Eukaryota; Fungi; Ascomycota; Sordariomycetes; Hypocreales; Hypocreaceae. The transcript is spliced from 2 exons.
AUGGACGACGCCUCGGCGCCGGCAGAGGCGCGACGGUUGAGCAUCGAAAAGGUGCCCAUCGUUCUCGAGGCGCCGCCACCGUUCGACGGCCUACCCGACGAAAUCAUCGAGCAGAUACUCCUCGCGACAGAUCCCAAUGGCUUCGCCUCGCUCAUGACGCUCAACCGCAAGUGGCGGGACGUGUCGCAGCGCCCGCACCUCUACCGAUAUCACCUCGCUCGAUGUCCGACGUAUGCGGCGAACCCGGCCAGCUUGCCAUCUGCUGAUACCGACAACUUGCCUCGUCUGCGACAGCUGUUCGCCAGGGAAAUCAAGCGAAACCUCUUUGCGUCCUACGUCCGGCCGACCGUCACCCUCGUCAAGCUCGUGUCCAAGGCCAUCAGCUCGUCCUCAUGUCCAGGUGGAGAAGGCAUGGGCUUCACCACGUCGCCCAACGGGCAUUACGUGUUGGCGUACAACUCGUCGAGGAUGUACCUGAUCAACGCCUCCGGAUCGAGCAUCGAGAUGAAGCGCGAGUUCAAGAUGCUGCGCCGUCCGGUCUCGGCGUGCGUCUCCAACGACGCCACGCUCUUGGCCGUGCUCUCCACCGAGAUGCAGGUCGACAUUUACGACCUGAAGCAGUCCCCGCCCAAGCGAAAGCAGUCCAUGAUUCUCGACAACAACCCGCGAACCAUUGCGCUGUCGCCCUGCGGCACCGUCCUCACCGCAGCCUACGAUGGCGGCAUCGAGGUCCAGGCGCUCAGCCGGGGAGCGUCUCCCACCGAACGGCGCGCCGUCAAGUGUGAUGCGGUGGAUGCUUUGGCCUUUUCAUUUGACGGCACUCAGAUUCUCGGCACAACGCUUCAUUCGUCUCCACCGAGCACCGUCGUCAUCACUGCGCCGUACUACGACCCUGGUGCCCUGUCAAUGGAGCAGGGAGACGAGAACCUAAGCGCAAUGUGGACCACGUCCAUACUAUUCCCCAAUUCGAGCCGUGACUGCAGCCAUGCCGUGCUGCUGCAGGAUGGGAGCCAAGAGGAGGCCGCUUGGGCGUUUGCAUACGACCGCACCUUUGAGACCUUUCGGGCCGUUCGCAUUGAUGACUUGAGAAAUGGCACCACUCACUUCACCGGGCCAGUGCCCAAGUCAAACUCGCAGGCCAAGUUGCUCCCCUGCACGCUGCCUUCAGCUACCUAUCACGGCGAACUGGUAUCAGCGUGCUUCCACGGCAGCGAGGUUUGGAUAUAUGGCGUGCCCGAGGAUUUGGCCGCAGUGCCUGAAACCUCACUGGCCGCCGACAAUGCAUCUGGUCUCGCUCGGAGGAACAGCGCUCAGAGCCACUCUUCGCGAUCGCCAUCGACAAGGACGCAAGAGGUCGUUCCUCCCACAGACGGCACCGCACGAGUUCCUCAGUGGCAGAUUCUAUGCGAUAAGCUCAGGAACCACUUUGUGGCGGGACACAAGACUGUGGACUUCGUUGGCGUGAACAACGUCAAGUGGGUGUCUGGAUUCGGCGAUGCUUUGCUCAAGGAGCGGCUGAUUGUCACCGCCCCUGGAGUUGUAGGACCAAGGCUCGUCACCGAAGAUGAGGACAUGGACUUCGUUGAUGGCGGAAGAAUUGCUCUGGUGGAUUUUGGAUAUGCCCUUACUGACGGAACCACGACCGAGAUCACCAUUGAGGUUGGGACUGAUGAUGCCGAAGUUCUCGAAGAGGAGCAGCGUGAUAUCGAAACCGAAGUUGCCAUUGUACGGCGGAGGACGGUAGCCCAACGUGGAGGAAGAGGAGUCAGAAGGGGCAGCUUGGUGCGAACGGCAACAAUCGCCGUUACGCCUACGUCUUCCUCUGCUGCGGCUGGCCACAACGCUGUGUCGCCCAUUUCGCCGGCAUCGACGCGGAGCAACGAGGACGAUGACCCACUGGUACCACGGACAAUGGGCCGUAACCCUGCUGCUGAUCAUCGCCCAGCCAUCCGCGAGCCCAUCGUUGACGAGGAGGAGUUCUUGUCGAUAGAAGAACAGGAAGCCAUGGAUGCCCCAUACGCUCAUUCCAGCCCGCGCUCAGGGACAGCUCUGCGUCGAGCGGCCACAGUCGCCGCCGCCAGCCGCCGGCUGAAUCCGCGGACAGCUGAUGGGCGGCCCAUAGAGUACCGUCGAGCCGACGGCAGGAGAGAGCAUCCGCACGAGAGCGAUGCGGAUAACUGGGAACCACCGCCGCCUCCGUAUCAAGCCGAAGAUCCAGGAGACGCGCCCGCUUUUCUUCGCGGCCGCACAGUUCUGGCGACCGUCUCCCUGCCGGGGCAAACACAGCAGUAUCUGGCGCUGCCGGUGCAUGAACAGCAUCCUCCCGCAAACUCUGUCCCACCUCAGCUGCCAAGUCUGGUCAUUCCACCUAGUCUACCGCCUGUCUCGGUUCAUGGGAACAGCAGCAACUAUCAUGAGCAGGGCGGGUCAAGCCACGCCAGGUCCGCGAGCGAUUCAACAAUAGUCAGCAGACUACGACCUGCCGACGAGGUGCAUCCGCCCUUGUCAAGCACAUCUGGUCCGUUGGAUCAUGAGGACAUCUACGACGUAUCCCCCCCAGCUUCGCCCAUGAGGGCUCGAAGCCGGGACAGCCAUUCCAUGGCUGCCUCGCAGGGUUUUGUCACGGCACAACCGACGACGGUAUCAUCAAGCACUUCCAUGGGGGUUUACGAGAGCAGUCCGGCUACGGUAGGCCCCCUGGUGCAUCCCGAAUUCGACUUUGGCUCACCGGGCCUCGGAUUCGAGAGUGCCUCGAGUCCUAUCGGACGAAGGCUGUCCAAUGCGCAGACCUGGCCAUUGGUCUCUCCAUCAUCAUCUGAUGACAGGCACGAAACUGCUUCUGCCUCCACCACGGAAAUCGCCCGCUCAUCCUUGCCACCGGCUCCGAGCUCCGAUCAAAUGGCCAGGCUGAUUCGAAGAGUCAGCCAGGGCAAUCCUGUCAACCUAGCAGGCAGUCUGCACUCGACACAGUACCAGCAGCUUUAUCGACCACAGCCGGUUGCGGGCUCGCUGGCUCCCACGCCAACAAACGCUGCCGAUGCGGACAUUGACCAGCCCCUGAUCAUCAGCACUCCACGCGGCGUAGGCGGUGCCUUUGAUCCCCCGGGACGUAGGGUCUCCCGCCGCGGCGACACACCGAUCGUGGCGCCCGUGCCUAGGCGCCCCCGCGCAACGGGCGGCUCUGCCGCUCCUCCCACGGUAGAGAGGCUGGAGACGAUUUCCACUGGAGGCCCUCAGCCCGUCCAGCAAACCAACCUCGUCUUGCCGACGUGGAUGCGGGGGCCCCCGGCGUCGCCCGGAAGGCAACCGUCAACCGUAAACAGACGGCCGAGUCGGGCCGAGAGGAGCGCGGCAAAGAAUAUGCGUGACGCAAAGAAGCGAGGGUGGACGGCCAAGAAGAAGAAGACGAAGGAGACGCCCAAGCCGACCAUUACGGAGGAAGACCACAACGGCAGCAUCUGGAUGGACAUGGAUGUGCCGCAUGCCAAGGAGCACGACAAGGACAAAAAGUGCAGCGUUAUGUGA